Ailuropoda melanoleuca (giant panda) is the source of this 425-nucleotide messenger RNA. It is a transcript of the gene RPS28, whose product is annotated as ribosomal protein S28. Bases 19 to 330 code for a protein of 103 amino acids. Gene Ontology annotation, cellular component: ribosome; cytosolic small ribosomal subunit. The transcript has 4 exons. Lineage: Eukaryota; Metazoa; Chordata; Mammalia; Carnivora; Ursidae. Gene Ontology annotation, molecular function: structural constituent of ribosome. Gene Ontology annotation, biological process: ribosomal small subunit assembly; maturation of SSU-rRNA; translation. The record is from RefSeq and is a predicted model, not a curated record.
CUGCUGGGAAGAACGUUCAUGGUCUCGCGAGAGCGUGAGCGGGCGGGGCUAGAGCGUAGUAUAAAAGUUCUUUUCGGAGCACGUGACCCCUCUCCGCCCGACCGCCGCCGUGCCGCCAUCAUGGACACGAGCCGUGUGCAGCCCAUCAAGUUGGCCAGGGUCACCAAGGUUCUGGGCAGGACUGGCUCACAGGGACAGUGCACGCAGGUGCGCGUGGAGUUCAUGGACGACACCAGCCGCUCCAUCAUCCGCAACGUGAAAGGCCCUGUGCGCGAGGGCGACGUGCUCACCCUAUUGGAGUCAGAGCGAGAAGCUCGGAGGUUGCGCUGAACUUGUGGCUGAGUCCUGGAUAUCUGGAUCGACCACUUGGCUCACAGGGAUGAUCUGCGAUUGUUAAUAAACGUUUAUGUCGUAUGUAAACUUGG